AAGUGCUAGUGCUAGUCUCAAACAAACCCCCGAGUCUCCCUCCUAUAGUCUACUUCCGCCUGUGUUCCGAAACUUUUUCGUCUUUCCCCCUGUCUACAAAGACUUCGCUCGCAACCCCGGCAAGCUGCUGUCUUGCGAAGGCUUCUCUCCCUUCUCUCUUCCACCCGCCUUCUCCUGGCCAGCACCGAGAUGGCUAUCGAUCACGCGUCCCCUCUCGGACUGAAGAGCAGAGGCGCCAUGGGAGGAGGUGAGCGCGACGACGAGGUGGAGAACCAGGGGUGGCCGCCGUGGCUGAAGCCGCUGCUGUCCACGAGCUUCUUCGUGCAAUGCAUGAUCCACGCCGACGCGCACAAGAGCGAGUGCAACAUGUACUGCCUCGACUGCAUGAACGGCGCGCUCUGCUCCCUCUGCCUCGCCCACCACAGCGACCACCACGCCAUUCAGAUACGGAGGUCGUCGUACCACGACGUGAUCCGGGUGUCGGAGAUACAGAAGGUGCUGGACAUCACCGGCGUGCAGACGUAUAUCAUCAACAGCGCGCGCGUGGUGUUCCUCAACGAGAGGCCGCAGCCCCGCCCCGGCAAGGGCGUCACCAACACCUGCGAGGUCUGCGAGCGCAGCCUUCUCGACUGCUUCCGCUUCUGCUCCCUCGGAUGCAAGAUUGUCGGUACGUCCCGUGGCUAUCUCCCCAGGAAGAAGUACGGUGGCGGCGGCGGCGGUAACAAGAAGAAGAGGGCGGCGCUCAAAGUCGUGCGUUCGGACUCGGAGGAGUCUUGCACCAGCACCAGCGACAAGAGCAGCGUCGUCCAGAGCUUCUCGCUGUCGACUCCGUCGCCGACCUCCGCCGGCUACCGCCCCGGAAACAAGCGCCGCAAGGGCGUCCCGCACCGGUCGCCCUUCGGCAGCCUCAUCGUUGAGUUCUAAGACAAGGUGUCUGUCCUGAACUCCUGAUCAACACUUCGACAAUGUACUCUGUACUGUAUACAUGACAUAGCCAAGAAGGUAAUAACCGCGCGCCCCGACGGCUACCCCUGCUCCUCUGGACGUGGAGGCUGGCCGGCGGCGCAACGACGGCGAAGGGCUCUAGCGGUAAGAACACACGUAGCACUACUAUAGUUUUGCAUCUUUCAGGUUUUAGUUUCGUUACAGUUGCUAGUUACUAGCAGUAGUACCAGUAAGAUAGCUGCUACUUACAGCCUCGUAACCGCGACUAAGUUUUGCAGCCUUGUACAUUGUAAUAUUACAGCACUCUCGAUAUGGUAGAUGCAUAUACAGAUUUACUGUCACAGGGUGGGGUACCAGCAAUCAGUGAGUUGUUCGUAUGUGCAUCAGCCGUGUAAUAAAAAUAAGAAAUACUGUCCCUAAUGGGGCCGGAA
Phragmites australis (common reed) is the source of this 1376-nucleotide messenger RNA. RefSeq names its product protein RGF1 INDUCIBLE TRANSCRIPTION FACTOR 1-like. Bases 190 to 924 code for a protein of 244 amino acids. NCBI's taxonomy places the organism in Eukaryota, Viridiplantae, Streptophyta, Magnoliopsida, Poales, Poaceae. The transcript is spliced from 4 exons. The record is from RefSeq and is a predicted model, not a curated record.